Molecule: messenger RNA, 909 nt
Organism: Abrus precatorius (Indian licorice)
Lineage: Eukaryota; Viridiplantae; Streptophyta; Magnoliopsida; Fabales; Fabaceae
Product: transcription factor bHLH18-like
Exons: 4
Coding region: 1-909 (302 amino acids)
Molecular function (GO): protein dimerization activity
Source: RefSeq, a predicted model, not a curated record
AUGGAGAAUCUAUGUGCAUACUUGGUUUCUCAUGCGGAAAUGGGUGAUGAUGAUUUCUUGAAUGAAAGCUCUUUUAACGAAGAAGAGUUCCUCAAAGAUAUUAUUGUUGAGCAACCAGUUUUCUCUCAUGAAAGUGAUAGCCCCUCUUCCAAUCCCUCUUCUUCCUCUGUUCAAAGCAACUAUAAAAUGGUCAAGAGUUGCAACAAUUUGAAACCUCACUCAUCAUCUCCAACUGGGUACAUUCUAUCUUUUGAUAACCCUGUUGAUUACUCUGCUUUCAUGUGCUCUAAAAGCAGGGCACCAAGCCAUUAUUGCACUGACCCGCCAACAAAGAAGACUAGAAACUCUUCUGGGACACAAGUACACAUUUUGGCUGAGAGGAAAAGGAGACAGGAAUUGACUAGAAGCAUCAUAGCACUUUCAACCAUCAUACCUAGCUUGAAGAAGACAGACAAGGCCAAUGUACUGCGUGAAGCUGUGAAUUAUGUGAAACAACUUCAAGAACGUGUAAAAGAGCUAGAAAAUCAAAGCAAAAAAGAAUGUGUGGAUUCAAUUAUACUCAUAAAAAAAACACAACUUUGCAUAAAUGAUGAAGCCACUCUCUCAUGUGAUGGUUGCAAUGGAUGUAUCGUAGAACUCCCUGAGGUGGAAGCAAUGGUUUUAGAGAGGGAAGUGCUCAUUGGAAUCCAUUGUGAGAAACAAAAGCAUAGUUUCCUCAAAAUAUUGUCUUUGCUUAGUAAUCUCCAUCUUUCCAUAACCAGUACCAGCAUAUUGCCAUUUGGAACUUCCACUGCUAAAAUCACCAUUGUUGCACAGAUGGAUGAUGGAUACAACAUGACAAUUGAUGAUCUAGUAAGAACACUGCGACAACACCUAUUGAGUUUGAAGUCACAGGACAUGCAAAAGUGA